GGGACGGCCGGCUCAGCAGAGUCCGGUACCAGAGGGCCAGACGGCAGGGCUCCUGCUGGUGCUGGUGCCAGUGAGGCUGCCCGAGGAUGGUGAUGCCCAGGGUCCUGGGGACCCUGCUCCUGCUCCUGCUCCUGCUCCUGGCCUCAGGUAUGCAAACAGAACCACCAGAACCACCGAGAAGCAUCUGCCUGGGGCUCAGCGACCUCGCAGGCCACUACGACAAUUUAGGCUUGAACGAUGCAGCUGAGUGCUCCAGGAAGUGUCAGCCGGGGAAGAGUGACACCUGCAAUGUGGGAAACCUGCAAAGUUACUGGCUGAAUUACGAGACCCAUCUGGUGGAGGAGAAUAAGACGAAUACAGUGAAUAUGUCUUUCGUGAAGGUUUUGGUCCAGAACUUCAACACCAACCUCUCUGAAGACCUGCACUUCUCUCUGGAACCCUCUCAGAUUCCAAUGCAGGUGACGGCAAAGGGUGAGGACAAGCCCCCCAAUGGAGUCCGACUUCCCAGGAGCCUUUUCAGGUCCCUGCCAGGCAACAGGUCGGUGGUCCGGCUGGCCAUAACUAUACUGGACAUCAGUCCAGGGAACCUCUUCAAGGGCUCGCAGCUCAGCCUGGGGGAUGGCAGCCACGUGCUGAACAACCGCCUGGUGGGGCUGAGUGUGGGCCAGACGCCUGUCACCGGGCUGCCCGAGCCUUUGGAGCUCGUCUUCUCUCACCAGGACCAGAGAAACAUGACCUUCACCUGUGUAUUCUGGGAUGUGACUAAAGGGCCCACAGGAGACUGGUCUUCCAAGGGCUGCUUCACGGAGCACAAAGCCCAGAGGACUAUCUGCCACUGUGACCAUCUAACCUUCUUUACGCUGCUGCUGAGGCCCGUCUUGGACAAGGCCACCGUGCAGGCCCUCACACGCAUCUCCCAGGCGGGUUGCGGAGUCUCCAUGGUCUUCUUGGCUUUCACCAUUGUUCUCUACAUUGCUCUCAGCCCUGGCCUAGGACACCGCCCCCACCCCCAACAAGCUGAGCCGGACUUGCCAGCUGGCUGCGUUGCUGGACCCUGUGAGCAGCCAAGCUUGGAGCGCCAGGAGGAAUUGUCGGCAGCACCCAAAGGUGGGGCCUGGUAUCUCAGGUUCUCCCGGCAGAGAUUCAAGUCAGAAGAUGCCCCCAAGAUCCAUGUGGCCCUGAGCGUGAGCCUGUUCCUCCUGAACCUGGCCUUCUUAGUCAAUGUGGGGAGUGGCUCGCAGGGGUCCCACGCUGCCUGCUGGGUCCGGGGGGGCAUCCUCCAUUACUUCCUGCUCUGUACUUUCACCUGGAUGGGCCUAGAAGCCUUCCACCUCUACCUGCUCGUCAUCAGGGUCUUCAACACAUACUUCGGCCAUUACUUCCUGAAGCUGAGCCUGGUGGGCUGGGGCCUGCCUGCCCUCAUGGUCAUUGGCACUGGGAGUGCCAACAGCUAUGGCCACUACACCAUCCGCGACAAGGAGAACCGCACUUCGCUGGAGCUGUGCUGGUUCCAAGAGCAGCCUGCCGCCCUCUACAUCACCGUCCAUGGCUACUUCCUCCUGACCUUCCUCUUCGGCUCCAUGGUGCUGGCGCUGGUGGCCUGGAAGAUCUUCACUCUGUCGAGUGCCACUGCUGGCAAGGAGCAGGGGCAGAACAGGAAGGGGCUCGUCACCGUGCUGGGCCUUUCCAGCCUGGUGGGCGUGACAUGGGGGCUGGCCGUGCUCACGCCCCUCGGCCUGUCCACUGUCUACAUCUUCGCACUUUUCAACUCCCUGCAAGGUGUCUUCAUCUUCUGCUGGUUCGCCAUCCUCUACUUCCCAAGCCAGAGCACCACGUCCUCAUCUUCUGGCACAGCCCGACUGGACCAGGCCCACUCCGUGUCGCAUGAAUAGGAGGAUGCAGCCCUGCAUGCCGGACUCAGCAAACAACCCACUGUGUGACCUCGGGUGGCUCCCUGCCUCCCUCGGGGACUCAGUCGCCUUCUCUGUACAGUGUGGCUGAGGAGUGUGGGCAUGGGGACCAGGCAGGACCAUGUGGCCUCAAUGGUCCGUCCACACAGGCAGGUUUGCAGCAGUCAGGUUCCUAUGAUCCUGAGGCCUCUCCCAGGCAAGAGCGAGGCUUCAUCUGCCCCUCCCCUGCCUUCCAGCAGAGCGGCCUUUCUCUGUCAUCGCCCACCUUCCGGUCUGAGCAAGGACCUGAACCCAAAGAAGGGUGCCCAUUAUUGGCACAGCCUGUCGAAGGAGUCCAAUCUCUCUCCCUCAUCCCCUCCAUUAUUCUCCCACAACUCCACCGUCUGCUACCUGCCUUGUGAAGGUAUCCUGGAAGUCCUUGUCCCUUCACACAUGGGGACAGGCUGUGGACUAGAGGGUUUUUUUGGGGGGGAGUGUGGAUCCUCCCACCCAGCCUGCCCUACCUCUGCCUGUCCCAUCAAGGCCUGUUCUUGUGGAAAGGACUCCACCAUUCAGGAGGUUUCCAGCCCUCCACCGUCCGGGGACACUGAAUUUCAGAGAGGGCCCCAUGGUAGGUGUGUUACCUCGAACAAGUCCCCUAACUCCUGGUUCUGACUGCCUUGUGGUAGGCUGACCUCUGACCUGCUGCCAUCAUGGGGGUGGGAGACAAAGGAUUCAGGGCCCCACACACCAGGGGGCUCCUCAGUCAGUGUUUGGGGCUAAGGCAUUUCCACCAGAUUCUGGGCUCCCAUGGAGCCUCACUCACAGCCUCACUCACUG
This is a messenger RNA of Tupaia belangeri chinensis (Chinese tree shrew), 2729 nucleotides long. RefSeq names its product adhesion G protein-coupled receptor G3 (gene ADGRG3). The transcript is spliced from 14 exons. Gene Ontology annotation, biological process: cell surface receptor signaling pathway; adenylate cyclase-activating G protein-coupled receptor signaling pathway. Gene Ontology annotation, molecular function: G protein-coupled receptor activity. Bases 87 to 1892 code for a protein of 601 amino acids. The record is from RefSeq and is a predicted model, not a curated record. NCBI's taxonomy places the organism in Eukaryota, Metazoa, Chordata, Mammalia, Scandentia, Tupaiidae. Gene Ontology annotation, cellular component: plasma membrane.